AUGGGAGCCCGCAGCCGGCUGAGCCCCCGGGCGGCCCACUGCAGCAUCUCCCGCUCCUUCUGGGCCGGGCGGUCCAGCCACUCGGUGGCACCGGUGGUGGCCGCCGCCGAGCCGAGCCCCUCCAAGGUGCUGCCCUUCGAGGCGAUUCCCCGCAGCGGCCACAACGCCUGGCUCCAGCUCUACCACUUCUGGAGGACCAACAGCUUCCAAAACCUCCACUACAUCAUGCAGAAGAACUUCCAGCGCUUGGGACCCAUCUACAGGGAGACGGUAGGCACCCACAACAGUGUCAACGUGCUCCUGCCCCAUGACGCAGCCCAGCUCUUCCAGUCGGAGGGGAUCUACCCACGCCGCAUGGGCAUCGAUUCCUGGAUCGCCCACCGGGUACUGCGGAACCACAAAUCCGGCGUCUUCCUCUUGAACGGGGAAGACUGGCGCACCGACCGGCUGGUCCUCAACAGGGAGGUGAUCAGCCCCGCGGGCACCGUCAAAUUCCUGCCCUUCCUCAACACCGUGGCAGAGGACUUUGUCGAUUUCAUGCACCGGCGGGGGAGGGAGAACACGGCGCGCCUGCUCACGGUCGACCUUUACCAUGACCUCUUCCGAUUCACCUUGGAAGCCAGCAGCUACGCCUUCUACGGGGAGCGCCUGGGCCUCCUGGAGGAGAGCCCCAGCCCGGACUCCCAGCGCUUCAUCCACGCCUUGGAGACCAUGCUGCAGACCACCUUGCCACUGCUGUUCAUCCCACCGGGGGUCAUGCGCUGGGUCAACCCCAAGAUCUGGCAGGACCACAUGGACGCCUGGGACACCAUCUUCCAGCACGCGGACAAGUGCAUACAGAACAUCUACCAGGAAUUCUGCCUCGGGAAGCCCCGCAAGUACUCCGGGAUCAUGGCCGAGUUGCUUCUCAAUGCCGACCUGCCCCUGGACGCCAUCAAGGCCAACAUGACGGAGUUCACGGCGGGUGCGGUUGACACCACAGCCAUGCCUCUGCUCUUCACCCUCUUUGAGCUGGCCCGCAACCCACACGUCCAGACAGCGAUUCGGGAAGAGAUCCAGGCUGCCGAGGCCCACGGGCCCAAGGAAGUCUCCAAGCUCCUGAGCUCCCUGCCGCUCCUCAAGGCGGCCAUCAAGGAGACUCUCAGGCUCUACCCCGUGGGCAUCACUGUCCAGCGCUAUCCGACGCAAGAUGUGGUGAUUCAGAAUUACUACGUGCCGGCUGGGACGCUGUGCCAGGUGGGGCUCUAUGCGAUGGGCCGCAGUCCAGAAGUCUUCCGUGACCCUGAGGUCUACAACCCCAAGCGCUGGCUGGGCAAGGAAGACAACAGCUUCAAGGCCCUGGCCUUUGGCUUUGGUGCACGGCAGUGCAUCGGGCGGCGCUUGGCCGAAGCAGAGAUGACCCUCUUUCUCUUCCACAUGCUGCGGAACUUCAAAAUCGACACCGUUUCCAAGGCAGACAUUAAAACCGUUUUUGGCUUCAUCCUCAUGCCGGAGAAGCCCCCCCUGCUCACCUUCCGGCCCAUUGACUAG
Molecule: messenger RNA, 1530 nt
Organism: Gekko japonicus
Lineage: Eukaryota; Metazoa; Chordata; Lepidosauria; Squamata; Gekkonidae
Product: cytochrome P450 11B, mitochondrial
Exons: 9
Coding region: 1-1530 (509 amino acids)
Biological process (GO): cortisol metabolic process; aldosterone biosynthetic process; glucocorticoid biosynthetic process
Cellular component (GO): mitochondrial inner membrane
Molecular function (GO): heme binding; corticosterone 18-monooxygenase activity; iron ion binding
Source: RefSeq, a predicted model, not a curated record